Molecule: messenger RNA, 2781 nt
Organism: Mobula hypostoma (lesser devil ray)
Lineage: Eukaryota; Metazoa; Chordata; Chondrichthyes; Myliobatiformes; Myliobatidae
Biological process (GO): DNA integration
Molecular function (GO): nucleic acid binding
Source: RefSeq, a predicted model, not a curated record
AUGGAACAGCCCCUGAGACCAGAAAAAUUAGACCUCAAUCCACAAACACCUGAAGCUGGAAAUGCUUUCGAACUCUGGCUGGCCUGUUUCGAAGCGUAUCUAGAGGAGAUUAAAGCGACCGACCCCGUAGCGAAACGCAGAGUUCUACUCCCCAGGGUCAGUCCACGGGUUUAUUCGCUGAUCAGAGACCAGCCGAACUACGAUGGCGUGAUGAACGCACUCAAAAGACAAUACCUGCGGCCGAUAAACAGCGUCUAUGCUCGGCACCGUUUAGCGACACGGCAACAAUGCCCCGGGGAAUCGAGUGCUGAGUUUGUCCAGGCCCUACAGACACUCGUGCGAGCCUGCAAUUGCCAGGAGCUGACGGCGGCGCAGCAUGCAGAACUCCUAGUGAGGGACGCCUUCGUUACGGGGACCAGGUCAGUGUACGUGCGCCAGCGGCUGCUGGAAAAAGCCGAUCUUACCCUAAGUUCGGCGACGGAACUGGCUGAUACAUUGGAGGCUUUCAUUAAGUCGGAGGUGCAGCGGCUGCUCAGGGAGGGGGUCAUUGAGACAAGCACAAGUCCUUGGAGGGCGCAGGUGGUGGUUGUUCGGAACAGGGCGAAGAAUAGGAUGGUUGUGGACUAUAGCCAGACCAUCAAUAGGUUCACGCAGCUCGACGCGUACCCUCUACCCCGCAUCGCGGAUAUGGUCAAUCAGAUAGCACAGUACAAGGUGUACUCGACCAUAGACCUAAAAUCCGCUUACCAUCAGCUCCCCAUCCGCCGGGAGGACCGCCCUUACACUGCCUUUGAGGCGGACAGCAGGCUUUAUCAAUUCCUGCGCGUCCCCUUCAGUGUCACGAAUGGUGUAUCUGUCUUCCAGAGGGCAAUGGACCGGAUGGUGGACCAGUGCCAACUGAAGGCCACAUUCCCAUAUCUGGAUAACAUCACCAUCUGCGGUCACGACCAGCAGGAUCACGACAACAACCUCCAAAAAUUUCUCCAAGCGGCCAAAUCUUUCAACCUCACCUAUAACAAGGACAAGUGUGUAUUUGGGACCACCCGACUUGCUAUCCUUGGGUGUGUCGUGGAGAAUGGAGUCAUUGGCCCUGAUCCCGACCAUAUGUGCCCCUUGUUGGAACUCCCUCUUCCCAAUACCCUCAGAGCCCUCAAAAGGUGCCUGGGCUUCUUUUCAUAUUACGCCCAAUGGGUCUCUAACUGUGCAGACAAGGCCCGCCCCCUGGUCAAGUCCACCACAUUCCCCCUCUCUGCUGAGGCCCACGCGGCCUUCAACCGCAUAAAAGGGGACAUUGCCAAAGCAGCAAUGCAUGCAGUGGAUGAGGCCAUUCCCUUCCAAGUAGAGAGUGACGCCUCCGACUUUGCGCUGGCUGCUACCCUCAACCAGGCAGGAAGACCAGUGGCGUUCUUCUCCCAUACCCUUCAAGGCCCUGAAAAUCGGCACUCUGCGGUAGAGAAAGAGGCCCAGGCCAUAGUGGAAGCUAUAAGGCACUGGAGGCACUAUCUCACUGGCAAAAGGUUCACCCUGCUAACUGACCAGCGCUCAGUCGCAUUCAUGUUUAAUAAUCAGCAGCGGAGCAAAAUCAAAAAUGAUAACAUUCUGAGGUGGAGAAUCGAACUCUCCACCUACAACUAUGACAUCAUGUACAGGCCUGGGAAGCUCAAUGAGCCCUCCGAUGCCCUAUCCCGGGGAACAUGCGCCAGCGCGCAGAUCGACCGGCUAUACACCCUACAUGUAGACCUUUGCCAUCCGGGAGUCACCCGGCUUUUCCACUUCGUGAAAGCCCGGAACCUGCCUUACUCCCUUGAGGAGAUCAGGAUGAUGACCAGGGACUGCCAAGUCUGCGCAGAGUGCAAACCGCACUUCUACCGACUCGAAAAGGCACCAGUCAUCAAGGCCACCCGCCCCUUUGAGCGACUGAGUGUUGACUUUAAGGGCCCCCUUCCCUCCACCGACCGCAAUGUGUACUUUCUUAAUGUAAUUGACGAGUACUUGCGGUUCCCCUUCGCCAUCCCCUGCCCCGACACCACUACCACGUCAGUUAUAAAAACCCUGCGCAAGCUCUUCACUCUGUUCAGAUACCCAUGCUAUAUCCACAGUGACAGAGGGUCCACGUUUAUGAGUGACGAGCUGCGCCAAUACCUGCUGGCUACGGGAAUUGCAACCAGUAGGACCACUAGUUAUAAUCCCCGGGGGAAUGGACAGGUAGAGAAGGAGAAUGGCACGGUGUGGAAAGCCACACUCUUAGCCCUCAAGUUAAAGGGACUGCCGGUCUCCCGCUGGCAGGAGGUCCUUCCCGAGGCACUCCACUCCAUCCGCUCCCUGUUAUGCACAGCCACCAAUGCCACCCUUCAUGAGCGGCUCUUUUCUUUUCCCAGAAAAUCGACCACUGGGACCACCCUACCAUCUUGGCUGACGUCCCCGGGGCCAGUGCUGCUCCGGAAACAUGCAAGGAGCAAUAAAUACUCCCCGAUAGUCGAGAGGGUUCACUUACUUCAUGCGAACCCCCAGUAUGCCUACGUGGUUUUACCUGAUGGGCGGGAGGACACGGUCUCCAUCCGCGACCUGAACCUAACAUUCACUUGCACAGUGGGAGCAAUGAACUCAUCCACCAGCAACAUGGUAGGAAACCGGGAGUAUCUAGGGGAACAUGCAAAUUCCAUACCAGCAGCACUGGAAAUCAAGAUUGAACACGGGCUGCUGGUGCUGGGUUCUACCAUCUGCGCCAUGCUGCUGCUCAACGACAAUGAAUUACUAACAACCUUUUCUUUGUCGAAGUAA